AUUAAAAAAAAAAAAAAAAAAAAAAAAAAAAAAAAAAAAAAGAAAGUUUAGUGAAGUUCCCUCACAGGAAGAAAAGGAAUUUUGAAAGGAUUCCAAAUAAAAUACAUAGGACGGACUCAAAGAAAUUGGCCCUAUCUUGUCAAUGCCUUUUUUAACAUUUCAUGAUGCCCAGAGUGAAGAAAUGUCCAACAGCAGCUCCAUCAGCCACUUCCUCCUGCUGGCACUGGCAGAGACGCGGCAGCUGCAGCUCCUGCACUUCUGCCUCUUGCUGGGCAUCUCCCUGGCUGCCCUCCUGGGCAACGGCCUCAUCAUCAGCGCCGUAGCCUGCGGCCACCACCUGCACACGCCCAUGUUCUUCUUCCUGCUCAACCUGGCCCUCAGCGACCUGGGCUCCAUCUGCACCACUGUCCCCAAAGCCAUGCACAAUUCCCUCUGGGACACCAGCACCAUCUCCUAUACAGGAUGUGCUGCACAGGUUUUUCUGAUUAUCUUCUUCCUUGGAUCAGAGUUUUCCCUCCUGACCAUCAUGUGCUACGACCGCUACGUGUCCAUCUGCAAACCCCUGCACUACGGGACCCUCCUGGGCAGCAGAGCUUGUGCCCACAUGGCAGCAGCUGCCUGGGCCAGUGCCUUUCUCAAUGCUCUGCUGCUCACGGCCAAUACAUUUUGCCUCCCCCUGUGCCAUGGCAAUGCCCUGGGCCAGUUCUUCUGUGAUAUCCCCCAGAUCCUCAAGCUCUCCUGCUCCAAAUCCUAUCUCAGGGAAUUUGGGCUCAUUGCUGUAAGUGCCUGUUUGGCACUUGGUUGUUUUGUGUUCAUUGUUUUCUCCUAUGUGCAGAUCUUCAGGGCUGUGCUGAGGAUCCCCUCUGAGCAGGGACGGCACAAAGCCUUUUCCACCUGCCUCCCUCACCUGGGUGUUGUCUCCCUGUUCCUCAGCACUGCAGCGUUUGCCUACCUGAAGCCCCCCUCCAUGUCCUCCCCAUCCCUGGAUCUGGCCCUGUCAGUUCUGUACUCGGUGGUGCCUCCAGCCCUGAACCCCCUCAUCUACAGCCUGAGGAACCAGGAGCUCAAGGCUGCAGUGUGGAGACUGAUGACUGGAUGGUUCCAGGAACAUUAAACUGCUGGCCAAUUUCUGCAAAUCACUUGUAAUAAAUGUCAUCUUUGAUACUUCUUGUUUUCAUUCUGGACAUUCUUUUUCUUUGUUUUAGAUUUUAAUGUUGUCCACAAAGAAAUAUCAUUGUUUGU
Molecule: messenger RNA, 1242 nt
Organism: Vidua chalybeata
Lineage: Eukaryota; Metazoa; Chordata; Aves; Passeriformes; Viduidae
Product: olfactory receptor 14J1-like
Exons: 1
Coding region: 143-1114 (323 amino acids)
Biological process (GO): G protein-coupled receptor signaling pathway
Cellular component (GO): membrane
Molecular function (GO): olfactory receptor activity; G protein-coupled receptor activity
Source: RefSeq, a predicted model, not a curated record